AUGGAGGAAUCCAACGCUGCAACCCAAUCCAUUUUAACAGAGCUGACUGAGGUCAGACAGAUGGCGAUCCAGAACCGCCUUGCUUUGGACUAUAUUCUAGCCUCGACUGGAGGAGUAUGUGCGCUCGUGGGAACCGAGUGCUGCACAUACGUCUCUGAUCAGACCCUGAACAUUACGGGUCACCUCAACAACAUCCAUAAACUGACCGACGACCUUAGAAAUAUUCAACACGAAGGUCUGUCUGAUACCCAACUUUGGAGUUGGUUACCAGGCACCGCGUGGAUAAAACAGCUCCUCGGAAAUGGCCUCCUUAUUCUAAUCACCGUAGCCAUUUGUGUUGCUUUCUUCUGCUGCGCCAUCCAUUGCUUUCCACUUUGCUGUCAAACGUGCGAAUACUGCGUCCCGUCUCUCCACUCCCGCACCGCUGUUUCUCAGAGGAUGAUCCCGGCGGGAACCCCUUCGACUUUCAUCGAGAUGGGACCCCAAGGAGCCCAGCUCAACCCGGACCCUAGGUAUGGCAUGUCAGACUUUUAUUAA
Podarcis lilfordi (Lilford's wall lizard) is the source of this 537-nucleotide messenger RNA. NCBI's taxonomy places the organism in Eukaryota, Metazoa, Chordata, Lepidosauria, Squamata, Lacertidae. The record is from the annotation of a GenBank genome assembly.